Molecule: messenger RNA, 10997 nt
Organism: Gigantopelta aegis
Lineage: Eukaryota; Metazoa; Mollusca; Gastropoda; Neomphalida; Peltospiridae
Exons: 8
Coding region: 42-2834 (930 amino acids)
Biological process (GO): female meiosis I; meiotic cell cycle; mRNA stabilization
Cellular component (GO): cytoplasm; nucleus
Source: RefSeq, a predicted model, not a curated record
AUAGUCUUAAGCAAUGAUUAGAUUCAUCAAAAUGAACGUCAAUGGCUCUCUCCGUCCAGCAGAAGGAGAGUAAAAAAUAUGAUAAUUUCCAGGUAGGAUUGAUGAGGUCUGCUGGGGAUAACCACCGCACCCAACAGCCUUACAAGCACAAUGCUGGUGCCCGAGGGUUUGAGCUCAGUGCUUACGACUACAUCUACCAAGACGGGGGUGGUGGCGACGUGCCAAAAGAAAUCAAGGACUUUCCUAAGAACUUAGGUCGAUCGUACAUGCACAGAAAUGGACAGAUUCAGAUGCAGUCGUUGGCGAUCGGUGAUCGAUUUCAUUCCAAGACGCAACAAACAAGGUCAGCUCACUCUCAGGACCAGCAAGCCUACCCUCAGUGGAGUCACAUGACGUACCAGACAUCGACGUCGAAAGAGACGGUACCAGUUUCCAUGGCAACUACAACCUCCUCAUUUCCCGACAGUGCCAGUUUCGGUCUGAACAGCAGUUGCUCAAGCGAUAAGUUUGCCGCGUUUGACGAUCUCGUCAACAAGAUUGUGGAGGACGAUGCAAAUCUUUUCUCACCGCAGUUUGUGACGGAUGCACCAGAUGAAACACAUUCACAACCAACUUCAGAUAUUUUCUCUUUUGAUGGAUCGCCAAGUUUUACUGGAGGAAGCGUUUGGUCGAUGGGCAGUGAAGGAACCCCCUCAGGAAAAUCGGACAAGAAUUCUGUUUCAUAUGGCAGUUUCGAGCACAUGUCGACAUUCACGCCACACCUCUGGGAUGACAAGUAUGUUGAGAACCUGUCACCUCAGAUUCCUGAGAAUUCGGAGCAAAAUUUUACACGCACAUUUCCGACGCAGGACGGCAGUAGCUACAGACAGACAGGUGCCCGGAGUGGUUCGGACAAUGAAUUAUUAUGUCAGUUUUCCGCACUUGGGUCGGCGGAAUAUGUUUCAGAACCUCUAUCUAACGACGUCACCUCUCCUAGUAACGAUUCUUUCCCAGACGCGCCAAACAACCUAACAACCUUGCAUUCCCAUUUCCAGACUCAGAAGAGUUUCACGGAUCACGGUGGCAGUUCGGAGGGUUACUCGGAAAUGACCUCUCAGUACCGGUCUCCGAAACAAGACUCCUCCCAGCAGGACGGUAUGUUUGUCACACAGAAUGCCUUCCAGCAAGCUGUGGCACAGCAUGUGAGCGAGUCCAAAGUCAUCUACCCGGGAUCCGAGAUGUAUGUGAACAGAUCACAGCUGCAGCAGCAGCAGAAAUCAUUCCACAAGUCACAGGCAGAGGUGUUUGGAGAGAGAACAUUUUCUAACAUUUCCGGUCUGACAUCGGCACCGGGGAGCGUCCAGGCGGCCAUCAGCUUUGCUCAGAGCACCAUCAAGCAGCAGCAGCAGCAACAACCUCAGACCCAUCAGUUGCAAAUGGGAGACUUUAUGCACCCGAUUCAUGUGAAUACGCAAAACCACCACAGCAAUAUGCAAGGUAAUUUCACCUGGUCUGACCCUAGCACCCCUAGUUCUUGUGGAGAUGGUAACCUAGCUGCUGGGGGUGACCGGCCUCUUACAAACUGUGGCAGUGUGAACGGUUUUAGUGUGAACAGUAAUCCACUUUCUAGUCCGGAUAUUGGUAGAGUGUAUCGCAAACGAACUGUGUCCAUUGACUCCUCAGUGCCUGUUGGCCGGGAGAAGAUCGGCUUUCAGAAACUGACACCUCAGAGUUUCCACUCGCGGAAAAUCAGUGGAUUUCCAUAUGACCUGAACUCAUCUCCGCGCUACGACCGGUGGUCGGCAGACUCGACGGGACUGGAUCUAAACCAGCCUCCCCCACCGAGCAUGAACAGCCUCGACCAAUGUCACCAGCUAGACCCUUCGCACAGGGCAGAUCUGCAUCCCAUUCAUUUUGACAUGUCGCAACAGCCGACUGGUCGCCAUGCCGAUGAACACGCCAUGCACGACCAGGCGGGUCUCGCUCAUCCUCUGUCUCACCACGCAGUGCUGCACUACCCACCGGGCCUCCAGGCCGCUCCUCACCCUCUCUUCAAUCCUUCCCAUGGUGCCUUGCCCCGAGAGAUGUUCGACUACUACCGUGCCGACCCUCUCUGUCGGGUGCCUCCUGCAGCGGCGUUCAUUGGUGAAAUGCUGUAUCACGAGUUUCCACCGUACUUCUUCAGUCUUCAUCCAUCAUGGUACCCUGGCAUUAGACAUUUCAGAAGAAGUGGACCAUCUAACGAACUUCACAUUAAGCUGGAAGAGGCCUGUGAGCAGUUUAAGGCAAUAGAAAAGGAAAGGAAGAAGACUGAGGCCGAACUUGCACGACAGAACCCCGGGAAGAAAGUCUCCAGUACGAACAAUAUCGUCAUUUCCCGACUGCCGUCAAACCCAUCAAGAGUCGACCGCCUCAUUGUGGAUUCAUUCAGGGAACAUGCCAGGAUUAUCACACUUGUGGACAAAAUGGAAAAACUGCGCACCAUCACAAUACACUCAAACGUGCACUCAUCUCUUGAGAAGUGGUUGAAGGGGAUUCGUAAGGUUCAGGCCCGUCGGAAAGAGGAAAUUGUUAAUGCAGCCAACCGACACAGAGCUGGCAUGUCGAGACACCAAGAAGAUAAAGAUGUGUUGGCACUUGCGGCUAGUAUUGGUGAGUUGACGGCUCACACUAGGAGUGCCCGGACCGGCACCUGGUCAGCUCUGCAGAUGGCCGACAAAGAAAAUCCGCGCAUACAGAAAGCUGGCAUAAACGUGGACAGCCCAGUCAACCUCAGACCGUACACUGUUGCGUCGGAGUUGACCUGUCCUACAAGUGGUGAUGGGAAGGACACUGAAGAUGGGGCACACACGUAGAUGUACGUAACAGAGCAUUAAUUAGAGCAUUGUGGACAAAUGUAGAAGAGCUAGAGCGGUGUGGACAGAUAUGAUGGGAUGGACAUCAAAGACAAGUGUGUACUGCAAGAUUAGCAAGCAGCUAGUGUGGCAUGAAUGCAAGUGUGAUGGGAAGGAUGUUGAAAAUGGUACGCACACACAGGGAGAAGAAGUUUAGUGUUGUGUUCAAAACUAUUUCUAUUUUACAAAUUUAUCAAAAGUUAAUGAUUGUAGAGUAAAGAAUGUAGGUACUUAGUUUAACUUCAGAGUUGUUUACGUAGUUUCUUUUAGUAUCAUAUGUUUUAGUAUGGUCGUAGAUAGGUGUUACUCACGGCUUUGCUAAUUGGUGUAGCAGGCUGACAAAAGUUACUCAGCGGUUUGUUUGCUAAUGGUUUAGCAGGCUGAAAGACUUGUGGAAUCUACACGAUUAAGCAUUCAGGUUAAUUGGUGCAGUAAAAAACAACUGCUGUCGGCAUGGCAGCGUUUUACAUAGAUCUAGGUCUUGAAUUUUGGUAGCAUCGUUAGAUACUGAGAACCAAAUAUUCAACUGGAGGAUUGUUUGGUUAUCAGUCAUUAAAUCAGUAGAAGACAAAAUACUUUGAUGUUUUGGAUCAGUGCUUGUGUAUUUUAGACUAACUCUGACGCUAAUGUUUGCAUUAAAAAAUAUAUAUAUCACAACCCAGUACGUGGGCUACAUGGCAGCUGGACUAUUUAUGCUCAGAACAUCUCAUUAGUGUGCCAGUCAGCUUUGUUCUUUCAUUAAGCAAUAAUCAGUGAAAGAAGCAGUAUCAUUUUGAAUUAUUAAGUAAUUAGUCCUGCUUUUAAAAACCAAACUUUAGUGUUUGAUUAAUUGAACACAAUGAUGUUGUUUUGUUUUAUAAUUCUCUAAAAAUCAGCCUGCUAGAGCCAUAAAAUGUUAUUUACAUUUGUGUCAAAGUUGGAGUAAGCACAUUGAGAUGACUCGAGGUGCUAUUCUAACCUAUCUUGCUGACAGGUAAAUUGUGCCAGCCAGAAAGUUCAGAAUCUGUAUUUAUCAGGGGUUGAAAUAAUAGCGACCAUAUUUUUUUAUAAAGUCUUUUAGAAAAAUAGUGUUAAUUUUAUGUGGUUCCUAACUAGCCCUUCGUUUAAUUUAUCAUUAACUUCUUCAACCCCUGUUUAUAUGUCAAACUCAGAAUCAAAAAAAGUUUAAUAAAACAUUUUCUAGUAUAACAGCACAUGCUGCCCCCCAAACACCAGUUGGAAAAUCACUGAUUUGAUUGUAAACAUUUGGUGCCCGAAACUGAUACCCAGGUUCUCUCGAAUGUAAGGCCUGAUCCAAGCGCUAUAGCCCAUUAUACACAAGGCUUUUGAUCACCUCCAACCCUUCAUUCUCUUCAAUGAUUGUUCAGUAGGCAUGCCAAUGAUAAAAGUUGUUGAAGGUAAUAGGUUAACAACAUUAAAUGGCAUUUCUUGCUUAAAAAUAGUCACUUUCCAAAUCUAAUCAUGUGCAAUUUUAUUUCUGAGUGUAAUAUAACCUACAAUUUCGUCAGUUAUCCCAAAACAAUAUUUUCAAAUCUUAAUUCAAAGUGUUGAAUGUUUGAUCUGUUGAAUUGUCAAAUAUCUUGACAAUUCACUAGGGUAUAUUUCUAAGAGGUACUUACAGAAAGGCAGUAUUGUCAGAAUUAUGGUGUGUGCCAUACAUUCACAUUAUAGACUGUUGAAUUCUCUGGAUGUUUUGGCAACCAAGAAAACACUUGGUUUAAGUUGUCAUUCACCAAAUACAAUUUAAAGUUCAAUUUGGCGAAUAUAUGUCAUUACCUGAAGAAAAAAAAAUUCUGUUUAGUUAAAUGUUACUUGAAUUUGGCUACAUAUUUUCUGGUGAAAUUCGCCAAAUUACAUUACUCGGAAUCAGUUCACCUUGCUAAUAAUGUUCUCAUUUUCUAAUAAAUACUUACAUAUUAAUUUUUGGUGUCCAGCCUGCUUUACAUUGAUGCGAUUCUGUGCAUGAUUUAUGGGUGCAUGUUUCCACAAAUUUGCAUUUCCAUAGAUCUGUGUUUUUGCAAGUGGAUUACUAAACAAAAUAUGAAGUCGUUGAAGUGUACUUUUAAGCUACUAGUAAACACAAGCGCGAAGAAAUGUCAUUCCUUAGAUUAACUGGGUGUUUUUUUUUUAGCAUGCUGAAUGCCCGUACAUGAACCUUGUAUGUUGAAAAAAUACUGUACAUAUGCAGUAUAUCAAUAAUCUCACGCGUGAAAUCGUGUUAAUGAAAAGCAGACCUUAGUAAGAAAGUGUAAUACAGUAAAUGCCAUUCUGCUGUGUACCUUUAGCAAGAGAAGCGUUACUUUUUGUCAAAGUUAAAGGGAUCAUCAGCAAUACAUACAGUUAACAAAUAAGGAUUUUAUUUACGAACACACCUGUUAAAAGAGUUGUCUUGGCUCUGGUUUGUUUCCAUGGUGACAAUUUUCACAGGAAUUUUGCUCACAUGCCUAAUGUUGAAUCCUCGUGUGCCCUGUGAUUGGUUCUCAUGUGGGCAUACGCCAUGUUAGUCAGGUACGUGUAGGACUCUUUAUUAUGAUCAAUUGACUGUUUAUUAUGCAAGGCCCAAUUUUUCUAUGGCAAAAGCUAUUUUCCUGUUUUUAAACCAAUUAUUUAUUUUUGACAAAGGCUCAGGUUGAAAAUUGCCAUUUUUCUCCAUUACUGUAUGGAAAGCAUAUAGAAGAACAGCAGUUAUUGUGACAUACUGAUGAUAAUCAAGAUUGAUUGUUUGAUAUUUAAUGAGUUGUUGAUUGUAGUGAUAAUUUAAUUUAUUUGUUUAGAUUAUAGAAUAGUAUUAGGUACUGGAAUGAUCACACGUCACUUGCAAGUUUGCCCUACCUUUCAUGUUUUCAAGUCCACUUCAUAUAGUUACUUCUACGCUAACAUAAGUUGUUUGUGGCACUGAUAAAAUAACUAAAGCUGAAAAUUACAUCAAACAUUCAAGUGAUUUGUGAUCAUACAUGUAUAUUUUGAUUACAUUUUGUGUGUGUUUUCAACAAAUUAACUUGCCCAUCAUAUGAAAUUUAAAUGUAUUUAUUAUAUUUUUGAUGAUAACUAGACAUGAACAAAACCAAUCCGAGCACCCCCCAAGUUUUAAAGUGCAAGUACCUUUUGUAGUUUAUCUUACAUUAGCCUGUGUGGAUUUGUAGCUGGUAGUUGCAGGCCGUGGAAUUUCAAACCAAAACUAGUUUCUGCUUCGUACAUGUUAAAAGUUUGUGCCAUGUAUAAUAUUUGGUGGAUGUGAAGAUAUUUCACAAUUUUUUUAUGACGGUGGAUAUGUUGUUUUGUUUACCAAAAAUGGACAAUGGUUGUCUCUUAACUUGCUCUCGUGAACUGUUCGCAGAAGUGAAAUACACUUCUCAGGUUUCUGUGCUUCAAAGCAGGCUCGCCUUUCAGUUGACUACUAAAGGCAAGAGUCACACAAAUUAGGUUACUUGAAAUAUACACUGUGUACCUUCCUCUUCAAAUAACACUCAUUAUGAUAAGCCUUUUUACAAACAUUUUAAACAGCUAGCUUUAGCUAAAAUUAACAGCCAAAAAUACCCCAAACAUUCCUUUCUUUUUCUCUCACUGAUUUAUGGUUAUAAAUACAUACCCAAAUAUAGAUAAUACGUGAGACUUGAUAAUGAUGUGUCUGUUUGAAUAAAGUACUUGUUGAGGGAAGUCAUUGUAUAUAUAUUAUCGGGCACUAUUUUGUGGGCUAUUUAGUAGGUCCACUGCCAUACAUAUGCGAACCUGUCUUUGAAGCAGUCCUGCGGAAAGUAAACUUUGUUUGGAGAGCCAAAAGUAGUGUUAUGGUUCAGAAAAACAAAACUUAAAUAAUUUUAAUUAUAACCUAACCUAACCUAACCAUGUGGCAAAAGUUCACGUCGUCACGGAAUGGUGUUAGUUGAUGUCAGAUUUACGAAGGGAGAGCCUUUAUAGGAUAGACAUCUAAAGUGAGGGUGCCAGGGGGGCACGGACCUUUCCCCACCCCAACACUGAAGAUAAUGCUUUGCCUCACUCUCCAGUCGAAAAUCGAAUUAAUAUACAGCUGGCCUCCCCAAUCAAUGUUAUCUUCCAAUACCUCUGUGAAGUACAAGUGAAGUUGAUUCACAUUGGAUUGUUUUAAAAUCCACUUUUAUAUUCUUGUGCUGGCAGGUGGACAAAUCAUUGUCAUGCCCUGGUUGUGAUAACUUGAAAUCCUCAGGCCUGUGGUGAAUAGAUUUUCAAGGGGUAUCUUGGAAUAGUUCUCUGUAGCAUUAGUUGCAUUUUUUAUCAGAUCAUGGUUAUGUGUCUUUUUAUGCUGAUUAAAAGUAGUUUGAAAAUCUAUUUUCGUAUCCUCGUGUAGUUUGCAUGGAAUUUGAAUCUUGUUGUCAUCGCCUGUUGUGAGAGUUUGAGAAUGAAAUUAGAUCUGGUCAUGUCAUUAUUAUUACUAUAUUAUUAUUUUUAAAUACAUGUAGAAUCUGUGAUAAUGUGUAUGUCUCAACUAUUUAUUGAUUGAAUAUUGUAAUCUCAAGUCCUUCAACCUAUGUAACAGGCUGGAUGGCUUAAAGCAUAUGCUAAAUGUUUGCUUCAGUGUAGACAUUUAGUAUAUACUAACUAAUUUCAUUAAUUAAGGAAGAAAAUCAUUGGUGCAUGAAAUGCACGGUAUUUUUAAACAUUUCAAUUCAUUGAUUCAUAAUAGUUGUAGGCAUUCAGUAUAGGUCACACUCGCUCAACUACGAUAAUAAAUCAAAAUGUUUUAAAAUAACGGAACAUUUAAUGACAAUGUUUUAACACACAUAAAUAAUCAAAUGAUAUGGUGCCCUUGAUACACAUUUUAUUUUCUUGAAUAACAUAAAAAAAAAUAUAUAUAUAUAGUCAGCACCAAACUAGUGUAUAUUGAUGUAAACAUUUUUUCCGCAUACUUGACCCAAUCUCUGUUACGUAUGUUGAAGGGCUUGAAUCUGUAGAAAAACAAAACAAACGAACCAAGAGAGAACCUCCACAUAUUUAUUCAUUUUACUUUUGUUCACAUUUACAGAGUACUUAAUUCAGGUGACAACAUUUUCUCUUACAUGAUGUAGUGUACCAUUUGUAUUAAAGUAUAAACACAAGACUACUUGUAACUACACAAAUGUAUCUUGUACAUGAGAUAUAUGUAAAAUGUUAUUUUAUUUAUUAUUAUUAUUAAAAAUUCUGUAUGAUUUUUCAGUCAUAGACCAAAUAAAAAUAACAAAUAGUUUUUCAGGCCCUCCCAUUGUUAUAGGUCCCUCUACACUCCCUCCAGAUCCUCAUGUACAGUCAUGUUCCAUGCUUAUAAAACGUUUAGUCUUGAUUCAAGACUAUUUGAAUGUAAGACGUCAUUAAAGAUUUGAGAAGAAACAGAAAUGACUAUCUUCUAUUUUAGAAAAUCCUUCAAAUAGUCCAGUUAUAUUUUAUUAUUAUAUGUUCAGUUAAAAGUUUAUAUACUGGACAAUAAAAGGAAGGUGAAUAUUUGAAUAGAUCUAUUUUUCCUUCAUGAUAUAGUUAAUUUGGUAAACAGACCGUCUUCACAAGACACUGAUAAAUUUAAGACACAAAAACUAAUGGAAUUCAGACUAAAUAAUUAUAAAUAAAUGAAACGAAAUGUAAUUAAUAUAUGCUUAUUUUAUUUUGUUUAGUAUAUAAUAAUUGAGCUUGAACUAAAUUCUUUUUAGACCAGCUUUGAUGAACAAUUUGCCAUUUUCAUUAUUUUAAUUAAAAAAAUAACAUUUAAAUAUUUAAGUAAAAAAAACCCACGAUAUACCUCCCUAGCUAUUUUAUUUUUCUUCGUAAAUUGCCUGAAAAACCAUUUGUUAGUUUUAUAAGACCUAGGACAAAGAUAAGAGGCCUAGAAGACUUCAGAGAUAGAAAUGUAUAUAGUGUGACGAGUCUAAAUAUUAUUUAAAAAAAAGGAGAGUCACCUUUUCAGAACUGUCUCAUUUAAAGUACAUGUACAUCAGUGGCUUCAAAACAGUUAAGAUUGUUCUAAUAACCACACCAGGAAGAUUAUAGUGUCAUAUAUUAACUUACUUGAAUCUACCAAAUAUAUUUGUUUAUUCUUGAGUUGGGUUUUUUAACAUUCAGCCAUAAAGUAUUAAAUUACACUUACAUACAUUUGUGUUUGCUGUAACUUGGCUCUGUUAGUGAAAAUAACUAAUUUUCGUUUUCUGGACCAGGUUUUUCCUUUAGUAGCAAGUGUUUGUGUGUAAAAUAGUAAAUACACUGCUUACCACAUCUAUAACAUGAAGAUGAUAUUUAUGAUAAAUUAGUAUUAAAUAGAUCCAACACAUAAUGGUUGUAUAAUCCAUUUAAGAAUUGUUUGUGCAAAUGGCGAACAGUAAAAUAUGUCAAGUAACAUUUUAUGGGAAUGUAGAUCAAAGUAUAGUAUUUACAUUUCUAAAUAACAAAUAAUUAUUAUUUUUAAUGAGUUGCAAAUUUGAGGCAACCACUCUAAAAUAAAUUAGUUUUCACUAUAAACUGGUUGUUAAUAUUAAAUUAUUCAAAAUUCAAAUUGAUCCAUGAAGUGAGAAGAAUCUAAAAUAUCUCUUAUGCCUAAUACAUUGUACAUAUAGCACCGUGAGAAGAAAUUUUUACGAUCAUAUUAAAUAUUUCACAAGGUGACUGAAAUCUUCACAUGUAUUGUAAAGAAGAAAUCAUAAUAUUAAAUAUAUCUACUGUCAAACUGACGGCUAAGUGAGAGAACCUGGUUACAGCAAACCAGAAGUACUUUAAGGACGUCUGUAUUUUAUUUUCUCACCUUUUAUCAUCUAAUGGACAGUUCUGUCAUCCAGCGUUUUCUACAAUAUAGAUAGUAUGUUAUGAAUUGUUAUCUUGGUGGUUACGAUAUCAAAGUGCAAUUUCUCUGUACAAUAAUGUUGUUAUUUAUAUAUAUAUAACUAUAAGAAUACAUAUAAAUAUAUAUAGGUUAAUUGUUUUUAUAUAUAUAUAAAGAUAACACUAGCCCAAAUGAUGGCAUGUGCUAGUUACAUGACUGAAAGAGAGAAGUAUAUUUUUGCUUUAAGAGAAGAUGAUGAUUAAUGUAUUUAAUUCUAGUAGUCUGUGAUCGUAGAAUUUUUGGUGCCUGUAGCCUUGCUAGAUGGUUAGUUCUCUGUGCCAUACAAAUUAUUAUUAAUAUUAUGAUGUAUAUGUAUGUUAUAUGUUCGAAUAUAUAUAUAUAUAUAUAUAUAUAUAUAUAUAUAUAUAUAUAUAUAUAUAUAUAUAUAUAUACACAUGCUUCGACAAAUCAACCAGGGUUGGUUAUUACUGCAGUAUAUUUUUAUAUCUGACGACUGGUGUGACUUCCUGUCACAUGGUGUAUGCAUAAAGUGAUGCAAAAAUACGUGCUCACCCUUUUUACGUCUGGCCUGUUUCGUAAGAGUAAUACGAAUGGUUUUGUCAAAGAAUAAGUGAACGAAAGACAAAAGUCUUUGGAAUUGCUGGGUGCUCACAUACUCUUUCAGUUUUUCAUUUCUGAUCCUAGUCUAUUUAUUGAAUAUUAAAACUGUUAACACAGCUAUAUACAGUAACUGUUUUUAACAACUUGUGUUAUCUAUUGUAUAUUAUAUGUGACUGCAUCUUUGAAAAAGGGUACAGGUGAGGACAAAUGAUUUUAGCUCGAGGAUAUAUACAUACAUGUAUGUGAUGUCCGUAAUCUUGAAUAUGUAAUUCUAAUGAGUGUUACUAUUUUAAAUAUAGUCAACAAUGUUAUGAAGUUUAUUGUUGUAUACUCAACAAAAUUAGAUCUUUUCUUCUGUCCCAUGCCUAGCCAAUGGAGCUGCCGUAGGGAUGGGCGUGCUUGAACCUAAGUUGGAUAUAGGCACGUAAAUAAAAUAACUCGCACUCGCACUCAGAUAUGUUCAACAUUCCAAGUAGAUAUUUACUCAAACAACGUUUAGAAAUAAUCUCUUAUACAAUUUUUACUAACAUACAGUAAUUUAACACUAGCAAAAACUGACCUAAAGGUCUGCUGUCUCUUAAUUAAUUUUGUUGAGUAUAUUUCAGAAAUAUGGAUAGACUAGAAUAGUAAAAAGUAAAGUAAAGUUUGUUUUAUUUAACAACGCCACUAGAGCACAUUGAUUUUUUUGUGUCUUAUCAUCGGCUAUUGGACGUCAAACAUAUGGUCAUUCUGACACUGUUUUUAGAGGA